AUGCCGGUGAGGCGGAGGAAGGGGGCGCCGGGGCGGAGGGCGAGGGCCUGGAUGAGCCGGCACCUGGAGGCCGUGCAUGAGGUUGAAGUCGAUGACGUGACGCAGUCUGGCCGUCGAAGGCCUCGGAGGAUGGCUUGGUUGGCGGUGAAGUGGGCAAAACUUGAGCAACCAAAAAGCAGCGAAACCCAGACCCUUGAAUCCCAAACAACACCAGAGCACACGACCGGACCCAAAGCCCGGCCCAACGGUUCAGAAGCUGGUGAACUUACUGACGGCCUUGGUGCCCUCGGAGAAGGCGUGCUUGGCGAGCUCGCCGGGGAGGACGAGGCGGACGGAGGUCUGGAUCUCGCGGGAGGUGAUGGUGGGCUUCUUGUUGUAGCGGGCAAGGAGGGAGGCCUCCUGGGCCAGCUUCUAGAAUACGUCUCCACGCUCUUCGCCUUCUUCUUCUUCUUCGCCUUGCCGACGCCGCUCUUGUCGCCUCCCCCCUCCUUCGACGCCCGGGUCCCCGCGCUGGACGGAGUCGGCGCAGGUCAUGAGGAGGUGGACCAGCCGGAUGCCGUGGUCCUCCUCGUCCUCCAGCUGGACGAUCGGGAGCUGAGGCGGCGCCCCUUGCGGGGCCCACGUGGAGGAGGAGGCGGAGGCGGAGGAGGCGGAUGA
Asparagus officinalis (garden asparagus) is the source of this 657-nucleotide messenger RNA. RefSeq lists its product as uncharacterized. NCBI's taxonomy places the organism in Eukaryota, Viridiplantae, Streptophyta, Magnoliopsida, Asparagales, Asparagaceae. The transcript has 2 exons. The record is from RefSeq and is a predicted model, not a curated record. Bases 1 to 657 code for a protein of 218 amino acids.